UUAGGCAAGCUACACCCGAAUUUCAUCCUUUAAAAGACUGCUAUUUCGCAGAAGAAGAAGCAUAAGUUUUUUUCAUGAACCCUAAGCUUCCGCAUUAAACCCUACCGUAAAGAAACCUAUUUUCUUGAAAAGGGAAAGUUGCGCGGAGAUGGGAGACGAAGGAGCAUUGGACGCAGUGAUUUUGGGCGCCUCAGGAUUCGCAGCAAAAUACAUUUUGAGAGAAUUUAUGAGGCAUCUGGAGCGGCUGGAGGGGCAAGGGCGAAGAAGAAUCGGCAUAGCAGGGCGCAACCGAGAGAAAUUAGCGGAGGCGCUGCGAUGGGCGGCACAAGGGGCGCUGCAGAUGCCGCCCUUAAUCCCCAUAAUAGAAGCAGAUGUCACGGAUUCGGCAUCCAUGGCGGCUCUGUGCAAGAGAACACGGUUAAUUGUGAACUGUGUUGGGCCCUUCCGUCUCUACGGUGAGCCUGUGGUGGCUGCCUGCGUGGAAGCAGGCAUUGAUUACCUGGACAUCACGGGCGAGGCAAAAUUCAUGGAAAUGAUGGAGGAGCACUACCAUAGCUCGGCCCUUCUCACCGGAUCUCUCGUCGUUUCCGCCUGUGCCUAUGAUUAUGUUCCCGCCGACCUCGGUGUCAUAUUUCAUAGCAGGCAGUGGAAGCCGCCGUCCGUGCCUCAUAGCGUGUAUGCGUAUGUGGUUUUGGAGUCUGAGAAGCGAGUUGUGCUGAAUGUUACCACUUUUGAGUCUGCUGUGGUUGCCAUCGCUCGCGCGGAGGAGGAUCAAAAGCUUAGGACAUACGGGCCCCUGCGGGUACCCGGCCUUCCUGCACCGAAAUCUAAGAUAGUUGAACACCAAAAAUCAAUUGGACUAUGGGCACUGACGUCACCCACAGGAGAUGCAGAUGUUGCUCGAAGAACACAAGCCUUGUUAUUAGAGAAUCCAUAUGGUUGGCCUGGUGUGAAUGAGAACUCUGCCGCAGUGGAGAAGAGGAGGAAAUCCUGGUCAGAGGUGAAGCCUGUUUAUGUUGACGUUUUCAUAGGUUAUAAACGUUUCUGGAUUGUACUUGUUACAAUUUGUAUGGGGUUGAUAGUGUUCCUACUAGGCCAAUUUAGGUGGGGACGCUCGCUUCUUCUCAAAUACCCCGGAAUUUUCACUUUUGGGCUAUUCAGGAAGACGGGCCCCACAGAAGAGGAGAUCAAAAGUGCUUCAUUCAAGUAUUGGUUUGUAGGUCAUGGCUAUAGUGAUAAGAGUCGUCUUCUGCAGCAAGGAUCAAAGCCAGAUAUGGAAGUGGUGACCAGAAUUUCAGGGCCUGAGGUAGGUUAUGCAACAACUCCCAUCAUUCUUGUUCAGUGUGCUCUCAUUGUGAUGGAUCAACGCCAAACUUUACCAAAGGGAGGGGUUUUCCCACCAGGAAUUGUGUUUGGUUCUACAGAUCUGCAAGAACGCCUAGAAAAAAAUGGCAUAUUGUUUGAACUUAUCAGCAAAAAGACUACAUCUAUAUCAAAAAGGACCUAAAUAUUGAAAUGUCUC
Messenger RNA from Cryptomeria japonica (Japanese cedar), 1522 nucleotides. Its product is annotated as probable mitochondrial saccharopine dehydrogenase-like oxidoreductase At5g39410. The record is from RefSeq and is a predicted model, not a curated record. The coding region runs from base 149 to 1507 and encodes 452 amino acids. The transcript is spliced from 2 exons. Gene Ontology annotation, biological process: glycolipid biosynthetic process. NCBI's taxonomy places the organism in Eukaryota, Viridiplantae, Streptophyta, Pinopsida, Cupressales, Cupressaceae. Gene Ontology annotation, cellular component: lipid droplet; plasma membrane; mitochondrion.